Messenger RNA from Monopterus albus (swamp eel), 847 nucleotides. RefSeq names its product acireductone dioxygenase 1 (gene adi1). The coding region runs from base 260 to 799 and encodes 179 amino acids. The transcript has 4 exons. NCBI's taxonomy places the organism in Eukaryota, Metazoa, Chordata, Actinopteri, Synbranchiformes, Synbranchidae. Gene Ontology annotation, molecular function: acireductone dioxygenase [iron(II)-requiring] activity. The record is from RefSeq and is a predicted model, not a curated record.
AAAGUUCUGUCUUCCUCGACAUCCCACGCACACUUCAAAUGCAGAUGCAUCGAUCAAACAUCGAUUGCACAGAUCUGAAAUCGUCGCCAUCACUCAUUUUUAAGCCGUAUGAGGAUAAACGAAAGUAGUAAGCGCAACUUUUGUAUACAGGAAAUCUGGCUGCAGUCACGUGAUGCAUCACGUCUACCGGACGACUGCGCACAUUCUCAUAUAACAUGUGUGUGUUUACUUCGAGAGUGAAACUGUGAAAUCAUCCAAAAUGACUCUAGAAGCUUGGUACAUGGACAGCUCUGAUGAAGACCAGAGAAAGCCUCACAGACUGAUUCCCAACCAGCCCGUUUUCCUGGACGAAUUAAAAAGGCUUGGUGUUUUUUACUGGAAGCUGAAUGCUGAUAUCUAUGAAACAGACCCAGAGCUGGAACGGAUCCGUAAAGACCAUGGCUACUCCUACAUGGACAUCAUCACUAUUCACAAGGAUACACUACCUAACUAUGAGGAAAAGCUCAAGAUGUUCUUUGACGAGCACUUGCACUUGGAUGACGAGAUCCGCUACAUCCUGGACGGCCAAGCUUACUUUGACGUUAGGGACAAAGAGGACCGAUGGAUAAGAAUUGCCAUGAACAAGGGAGAUCUGAUCACCCUGCCAGCAGGCAUCUAUCACCGCUUCACCCUGGACGAGACCAACUACACUAAAGCCAUGAGGCUAUUUGUGGGGGAGCCUGUGUGGAAGGCUUACAACCGUCCAGCAGAUGACUUUGACGUCCGUCAGAAGUAUGUGGCUUCUCUGCAGGGAUCCUGAGAAAGAGCUGCAGCACACAUCAACUACAAAAUAAAAUAGUAAAUUGAC